CCGGGGGAGGAGAGCCCCCUCCGCCCACCCCCCAGCGGGACGGGCGAGGCCCCGGGGCGUGCUCGGCGGGGAGGGGGGGCCGCCGCCUUCUGGGGGAGGAGACCUUCCAGGCCCUCUGCGGCCCCAGGAGAAUCUCCCAGGAACCUUGGGAAAGGACUUGCCUGCAGUUUGGCUCGUCUUCCUCGCUGUUCGGAAGCUGCUUCGCUCCUCCGAGAGCCAGGAAAGAAGAGGUUUGGAAGUGGGGCUUCCCAACUCGUGCAUCCAUUCGUUCCUGCUCUAGACCGUGCACAUGCCAGGCCCUGGGGCUCCAGCUGAAGAGGCUUGAACUGACAGGCAUGAGGUUCCGGUUCUGUGGUGAUCUGGACUGCCCCGACUGGGUCCUGGCAGAGAUCAGCACGCUGGCCAAGAUUUCCUCCGUGAAGCUGAGGUUGCUGUGUAGCCAGGUGCUGAAGGAGCUUCUGGGACGGGGGACUGACUACGAGAAGAUCCUGAAGCUCACGGCCGACGCCAGGUUUGAGUCGGGCGAUGUGAAGGCCACUGUGGCAGUGCUGAGUUUCAUCCUCUCCAGCGCGGCCAAACAUAGCGUGGACGGCGAGUCCCUGUCCAGUGAACUGCAGCAGCUGGGACUGCCCAAAGAGCACGCAGCCGGCCUGUGUCGCUGUUAUGAGGAGAAGCAGAGCCCCCUGCAGGAGCACCUGCGGGCCUGCAGCCUUCGGGUGAGCAGGCUGGCGGGCGCGGGCUGGCGUGUGGACUACACCCUGAGCUCUAGCCUGCUUCGGUCCGUGGAGGAGCCUGUGCUACACCUGCGGCUGGAGGCGGCAGCUGUGGCGGGUGCCCCGGCCCAGCCGAUUGACAUGUCCCUGUCGGCAGACAAGUUCCAGGCCCUCCUGGCAGAGCUGAAGCAGGCCCAGGCCCUGAUGAGCUCCCUGGGCUGAGAGGAACGCUGGGCUGGGUGGGGCCGCCCGCCUGCAUCGGGCCAGGGCCCUCCGGACAUCUCUAACGGCGGGGGGGCCCCAGCUCCAGGACCCUGGGGCCUGGCCUCUCACAUCUCUGGCUUCCUAGGUUCCCACUUUGAAAAUUGAGCAUGGGGAUUCCGAGGACCUUUUCCAGUAUUGCCUUCCCUUCCCCAUGAAACGUACUUGUCAAUGGUUUCACAAGCAGGAGGAAUAAACAAGUGUAAAGGAG
Molecule: messenger RNA, 1185 nt
Organism: Manis pentadactyla (Chinese pangolin)
Lineage: Eukaryota; Metazoa; Chordata; Mammalia; Pholidota; Manidae
Gene: COMMD4
Product: COMM domain containing 4
Exons: 8
Coding region: 336-935 (199 amino acids)
Source: RefSeq, a predicted model, not a curated record